Messenger RNA from Magnolia sinica, 467 nucleotides. Its product is annotated as exosome complex component RRP41 homolog. The transcript has 5 exons. The coding region runs from base 40 to 300 and encodes 86 amino acids. Gene Ontology annotation, biological process: rRNA catabolic process; nuclear mRNA surveillance; poly(A)-dependent snoRNA 3'-end processing. Gene Ontology annotation, cellular component: nuclear exosome (RNase complex); cytoplasmic exosome (RNase complex); nucleolus. Lineage: Eukaryota; Viridiplantae; Streptophyta; Magnoliopsida; Magnoliales; Magnoliaceae. The record is from RefSeq and is a predicted model, not a curated record.
GUAAGCCCGGAAGGACUUCGAUUAGAUGGCCGUCGUCCCAUGGAAAUGAGGAAAAUUCGAGCAGAGAUUGAUGCAGUUGCGAAAGCUGAUGGGCUCAGCUCUGCUGUUUUCGAGAUGGGGAACACCAAAGUCAUUGCUGCAGUCUAUGGGCCUAGAGAGGUCCAAAAUAGUAGCCAACAAAUUACUGACCAGGCACUGGUGCGGUGUGAGUACAGCAUGGCCAAUUUUAGCACAGGAGACUGCAUGAGAAGGGGUGACAGUUCUACCCUCUUUCACCCACUUUUAUGCCAUGUCUCAUAAUCAAAAUUUUGAUUAGUUGUUCAUGUUCCUGAUUGUGAAGGAUCUGAACUUGUAUGCUUGUUAUACCGUAAUUAGCUAUUCCUAUUGAAACUCAGAGUCUAAAUGGUGCUGAAAGAAAAUAUGUAUAGCCAAAUAAAUAGGUAUGAAAGUCAAAACUUUAAAUGGUA